AUGGCCGACAAACCGACGCGAGCUCGAUCUGUUGAAUUUAUCUCUUCUCAAUAUGAUGAGCUUUCUCAAUUUAAAGAAACAGCCAAAAGGCAGAUACAAGAUAUACUUACUAGAGUCAACAAAAUUUCAGAAAGAUGUGAUCUGAUUGCAAAAACUGUCGAAGAAUCUGAAGCAUACAGCUAUCAGUUCAAUGUUAAAAUGGAGUACCAGAAAUAG
Paramuricea clavata is the source of this 216-nucleotide messenger RNA. The record is from the annotation of a GenBank genome assembly. NCBI's taxonomy places the organism in Eukaryota, Metazoa, Cnidaria, Anthozoa, Malacalcyonacea, Plexauridae.